Molecule: messenger RNA, 3494 nt
Organism: Phlebotomus papatasi
Lineage: Eukaryota; Metazoa; Arthropoda; Insecta; Diptera; Psychodidae
Product: proton-coupled amino acid transporter-like protein pathetic
Exons: 4
Coding region: 648-2138 (496 amino acids)
Biological process (GO): amino acid transmembrane transport
Cellular component (GO): vacuolar membrane
Molecular function (GO): amino acid transmembrane transporter activity
Source: RefSeq, a predicted model, not a curated record
GUGAGGCACAAGUGAAGAAGUAAAGGCACAUGCCGUGGAAAUCGGCAUUCUAUUUUGAUAUUCGCUGAUUAAGAGACUCUCAUUCCUAUUUAGAACAGCUUGAAAAACGGUUGUACGAGUAUCAGUGAAAUUCCUCGAAACGAAUCUGUCGCUCUAUCGCCAUUGAACUAAAUUGAUUUGCAAAGCGCCACAUCCACCGGAUAAUUACAUUUAAAAAAAAAUAAAAAUCUUGAACUUUUUUUCCUCAUAAUUUUUUGACCAUUUUGGAAAGAAACAAAUACUUCUCUUUUUGUCCCAAAACUCGGAUUGUAACAGACAGAAAGAAAUACUUCUUGAGACAUAUUGAGCUCUGUGAUUUUUUAAGGUGUGAUUCGAGUGGUAAAUUCUGUGUUAAUCUUUUUGAGAGAUUAGCGAAAACGUAAAAGCGAUUAAUGUGGCAAAAGUUGAAAUUUAAGUGAUACUUAAGGACUUCUGAAAAAAAUUAUUCAAAGAAAGUCUCCAAUUGGACUGAGACAAAAGACAGAUUUUCUCUUGCAUUGCACGGACAUUGAAAAGAGAAACGCUCGUGAGUGUUUAUUGUGCUAGAGACAAUCCCAAAAUACAAAAACCUACUGUUUGGAGGGAAUUUAUCCGGAAAACUGACCAAGAUGGAUCGAAUUCACAAAAGUUCUUCCAAAACGCCACUGGCGCCAACGGAAUACUCUGAAUUUCCCAUAAUAACAAAGUAUGAUCAGAGGAAGCAGACAACACGGACUGAAUUAAGAGACUCACUGUACACGAAAAGUAAGGCUGACAUGAAUGACGUGCCAGUAGCUACAGCGGCAGGAUCUACGCUGCCUCUGGUUCAGCUGCCUAAGGAUGAAGAAGCGGGAGAGUACAACCCUUUUGAGCACCGAAAGGUGACGCAUCCCACCACAGAUACAGAAACCCUAGUCCAUCUACUUAAGGGAUCACUGGGUUCAGGUAUCUUGGCCAUGCCAUUGGCCUUCCUCAACGCAGGAUUGUGGUUUGGCUUGGUAGCUACAUUUGCCAUCGGCAUCAUUUGCACCUACUGUGUCCAUAUUCUGGUCAAAUGCUCUCAUAUCCUCUGCCGACGUGCCCAAAUCCCAUCCCUGGGAUUUGCAGAUAUUGCGGAGACGGCCUUCUUAGCUGGUCCUGAAGGUCUUCACAAAUGGUCACGAUUUGCCAGGUUCAUCAUCAACCUGUUCUUGGUGGUGGAUCUCAUCGGCUGCUGCUGUGUCUACGUUGUCUUCGUAGCUAGUAACAUCAAGCAAGUUGUCGAUCACUAUUACUCCAUAGAUUUGGAUGUCCGAGUCUACAUGGCGUUUCUUCUACUCCCACUGAUCCUCAUCAAUCUCAUCCGCAAUCUCAAGUACCUUACACCAUUUUCCAUGUUCGCUAACAUCCUAAUUGCUGCCGGAAUGGCCAUCACCAUGUACUACAUCUUCAGUGACUUGCCUUCUGUCUCUGAACGUCACGCUAUUUCUGACAUUAAGCAUAUGCCCAUGUUCUUCGGAACAGUCAUCUUUGCCCUGGAGGGUAUUGGUGUAGUCAUGUCCCUGGAGAAUAACAUGAAGAGCCCACAGCACUUCAUUGGAUGUCCCGGCGUCCUCAACACUGGAAUGGCCUUCGUCGUUGGACUCUAUGCCACUGUGGGAUUCCUAGGAUACCUCAAGUAUGGCGAAGAUACCAAGGGCAGCAUCACUCUCAAUCUACCUAACGAAGAACUAUUGGCUCAAUCCGUUAAGCUUAUGAUUGCCAUUGCCAUAUUCCUCACCUAUUCUCUUCAGUUCUACGUCCCAAUGGAAAUCUUGUGGAAGAACCUUAAGGGGAACUUCAACGAACACAGGAAUGCUGCUGAAUAUACCCUCCGAAUCGGGCUUGUGAUUCUUACAGUGGCCAUUGCUGCAGCAAUUCCUAAUCUUGGACCCUUCAUCUCUCUUAUUGGUGCUGUCUGCUUAAGUACUUUAGGCUUAAUCUUCCCAUCCGUCAUUGAAAUUGUGACAUACUGGGAAAAUGGAAUGGGCCGAUUUAACUGGCGAUUGUGGAAGAAUAUCCUGCUGAUUUUAUUUGGGAUAGUUGGCUUCCUCACAGGCUCAUAUGUCAGUAUAAUUGAAAUUAUCGAAUCCCACAUAUAGACAGAAAUUAUCCAGAAUCCUCACAGUUGAUGUAUUUCGUUUUUUGACUAUCUCCGAAAAGGAACACAAAAAAAUGAACAUCAUGUCAAUCAUGUUAAUUUUUAAAUUAUCUUUCGGCGAAAUUCUGUAGUGUCAUUUGACUAAAUGUCCUUUUUUUUAUAGUUAGCGAAUUUACAGUGAAUUUUCUUUCUAGUGAAAAUGGUAAACUUGUGAUUUCUUCAAUGUCCUAAAAUAUCUUUUAGUUAUGUUAAAGACAGAAAUCGUAGAAAAAAUUCAAUUGUAAAUUUGUCAUUAGGCAAGUCCUUGGCAACUCUACUAAAAAAAAAUACAAAAAAAAAGAAUUAUUUAUGCAAAAAAAAAAUCGUUGGAGGGAAAAUUUUUGAUAACUGUGGUUCAAGAAAAAAAAUACUUUUACGCCUAUGUUAGUUCUUAAGAUGACUUUAUAAAAACAUGAAAAAAAAUCAUAUACAAUAAGGCUUUACUUUUAGCUAUUAAUAAUUAUUUUCCUCAAUAGGAAAUGUCUAUAAAUAUAUUUUUUCCUCUUACGGAAAAUAACAAUUAUUAUCGGUCGCUAAUACCGCUCAUAGACUUGGAACUUAAAUUUUAGUAUCUUAAAAAAUGAGUUCUCAAAAUGAAAGCUUUAUCUGGAGAUGAGAUGAGAUGGACAAUUCUCAAUUUUUGUCUUUAAAAGUAUCGUUAGAUACCAAAUAAUUCUUUAUAUUUAAGUAUUUAAUGAUAAAAAAAAACCAGACGAAUCUUGUGUAAGAGAGCCUAGUUUUUAAGAAACCAAAAUUUCUUUCUCUGCGUCUGUGAUCGGCACAACUGCUAGAAUUAGAGCCAUGUUUUUUUUUUAAUUUGAAGUAUUACAGAAAUUGAAAAGCAAAAGAUUAACCUCAUUUACAAAUUUUCAUAUCCGUUUCAAUCAUGCAGCAAAAUUUUGAGUAAAAAAAAAAACAAAAAUAAGAAAUUGCAUGCAUAUUUUGACUUUUAAACAUUACGCCAGAGAAACAUUGACGAGAAGUGUGAUAAUAUUAAUAGUGUUUAAAUAUUUACUCAGUACUGAUGUGUUAUGAUUAAAUUAAAAUUUCAUAUCGCAGAAAUCUCCCCAUUGAGCAAACGUACAAUAUUUUCUGGAAAAAAGGAGUUUCUUGUUAUAUUCAAUGUGAAACAGCAAUAGACUUUCUGUACCUUCUCACCUAUUCGAAUCAGAAAAGGAAACAUUUGAAAUUGUAUAAUUUUAUCGUAGUGUAAGAAAUUAUUGGUUUUAUAGUGAUAAACUUGAAUCAAUAUUUUGUUAUUUUUUAAAGACAAUAAAAAAUCCUUAUAUACAUUUAAUAAAGAGAACAGAUGAAAAUA